UGUCAUCUAAUGGACAUUUAUAUAUAGGUCACACCUUCACCUGUUCAAAUACGUUCCGUAAGCACCAAGACUCGACGAUAAAUCAACAUUCAAGAAAACAUAGCAAACGAUUAAUCCAAAUGGCAAGAAACCAAGGCUUGUGGCUCUUCGUGGCGGCGGUUGUGGCCGUAGCAUUGUUACCCGCACCGACAAUGGCGGGACGUCUAGAGCUAAGGAACGAGAUCGAAGGGGUCGCCGUCCGGAAAGCGAAGCUGUCCAUGCGGUGCUGGUCGAACGAGGACGACCUCGGGUGGGACGUGAUAAAGCCAAUGGAGUCACGGCUGUGGAAGUUCACGACAAUGAACAUGUGGCCGUUUCAGAAGACUGAGUUUCGGUGCCAGUUUCGAAGCGGGUUUGGAACAACGAACCAAGAAGUGGUGACCGUGUUCUCUGUCAAAAGCGGGUUUCGGAGGGAGUGCGGAUUCUUAGGAGACGAGUGCACUUGGGUAGCGAAGAGAGAUGGGUUCUAUCUGAGGAAGGUCAUAAAGGACAAGGAUGAUACUAAGACCUUUGUUGAUAUCCUCAAAAGCAAAUGGGUUUGGAAAUGGUGA
Molecule: messenger RNA, 590 nt
Organism: Brassica oleracea var. oleracea
Lineage: Eukaryota; Viridiplantae; Streptophyta; Magnoliopsida; Brassicales; Brassicaceae
Exons: 1
Coding region: 120-590 (156 amino acids)
Source: RefSeq, a predicted model, not a curated record